UUUUGGCGAAACUGGAGGAUCUCAACCUCAAAUUCACCUCAGUGACCGACGAUGGCUUGAAAACGUUAUCUGGAUUGAUGUGUCUAAGGUCACUUAAUCUUGAAAUUCGCCAAAUUACAGACUCUGGGCUCGCAGUUCUCACAGGUUUAACUGGUUUGACUCACCUGGAUCUCUAUGGAGCUCACAUAACAGAUACCGGGACAAAGUAUCUCACAUGUUUCAGAAAUCUGCAAUCGCUCGACCUUUGUGGUGGCUUGUUAACGGAUUCUGGAGUCGAAAAUGUAAAGGAUCUUUCUUCCCUGAUGUUUCUGAAUCUCUCUCAGAACCGGAAUUUGACAGAUAAGACCUUGGAGCUUCUAUCAGGACUAAAAUUAUUGGUACAUUUAAGUGUGACAAAUUCUUGCAUAACCAAUAAUGGAUUGCAAUAUUUAAAGCCUAUGAAGAAUUUACAAUCAUUGGAUUUGGAAUAUUGCAAUGUGACAGCAUCUGAGAUUAAGAAAAUUCAAGCCAAUUUUCUUUUUAAUCUUGUGAGAUUUAGACCUAAUUAACUCUUUUUAAAGUUCAUCAUGUAACAUGUAUAGUAAAUAUGCAAAUCAAAUAUUUGAUGUGUAAAAAAUAGGCAAAAAUAAAUUAUGUUUUAUUUUAGAUAUAAGGCACUAUUUAGCCCUUUGAAUUAUA
This is a messenger RNA of Capsicum annuum, 678 nucleotides long. RefSeq lists its product as uncharacterized. The record is from RefSeq and is a predicted model, not a curated record. Gene Ontology annotation, cellular component: SCF ubiquitin ligase complex. Lineage: Eukaryota; Viridiplantae; Streptophyta; Magnoliopsida; Solanales; Solanaceae. Gene Ontology annotation, molecular function: protein binding. Gene Ontology annotation, biological process: SCF-dependent proteasomal ubiquitin-dependent protein catabolic process.